Periconia digitata is the source of this 1694-nucleotide messenger RNA. The record is from the annotation of a GenBank genome assembly. Lineage: Eukaryota; Fungi; Ascomycota; Dothideomycetes; Pleosporales; Periconiaceae.
CUUCAUUCACCCCACACUGCUACUUUGCUUCUCAACCUGCUUGCCUUCGCCCAUCACCAUACCCGCUUCUGCCAAUCCACCACGCAAAUCGCCAUGGCGGACAAUAUACCGGCAAAGCUGAAGCCGGCGCUGAUUACCCCGUUCGUCAAGCGGGCAUCCCAGCUCGAGAGGUUUAAGCCCAUCGUAACCUACUGGCUACGUUUCUACGUCGUUCAGAAAAUCAUCAGCGCGAAUCUCCACUCGGCCGACAAUGAAUGCAGCGCCUUCACAACCGAUUUGAUGGAGAAGCUCGAGCAGACCAAGGCCCAAAACCCCACCGAAGAAGCCUACACAGACGAGGAGGCUGCCGCUGCCUACUGCGAGCAAUUUGCUCUACAAACCUUCGCUAGGGGAGACAAGGACAUGACGGCCAAUGCUGUCACGAAGAACACCGCCGAUACCUUGCUCGCCGCUUCGACUUUUCUCGAGAUGCUAGCUAUAUGGAAGAGAGACGCCGAUCCAGAAAUCAAGUCGAAGCAAACCUUCGCGAAAUAUCACGCCGUGCGCAUUCUCAAGGCAUUCCAAGCUGGCGAAGAUCCCAAUGCCACCAACCCCGUUCACGAUCCACCCCCACAGGUAGCUUCACCUUCCGCCUUGGAUCCCAACGACCCGGAAGUCCAGAACAUCAAUCAGAGUGCUGCUGGGAAUCCGCCUCCGCAAAAUCCAUAUCAGCCUUAUGUCGAGACUGUCCCAAACACUUCAGCCCGCCCCUCGCCCACUUUCUCUGCUCCGAAGCUAUCGCCGCCCCCUCCUCACUUUCCUUCGGCUCCAGAUGCGUAUCGAGAUGUCUCGCCCAUCUCACAACCUUCCACUUCUCGUCGAGGAUCUGUAGUUUCGGCUGGUGGAGGAUAUUUCCCUAGAGUGGAAGUUCCCACGUUCACAGCGGAUGCUGCAGCACCUACUUUGCCAACGGCAUCGACAAUGCCCGACGAACCCAUGGCCAGCAGCCCGUUCGGUAGCUCAUCACUGCCCACCGGACCAGAAAUGCCCCAGGCUCCUCAAGUACCCACUCCACAAAACUUCUAUCGCGAUGCGGCACCAUCUGCACUGCCGGCUCAAUUUCCACAGCAGCCGCAGCAACAACAACAACCACCGCCUCCUCAAAAUAUGUUCCAAGCACCCUUUACCCCUCCACCUCCGCAACAACUUCCACAGUCACAGCAACCGCAAUUCCAGCAAUAUCCCCAGCAGCAACAGACUUACUCGGCCCCACCACAACCGCAAUACACACAACAACCACCGCCGCCUUCCCAGUCUCUACAUCAAGGCCCGUUCAGGACAGAUGAGGAUUCUCAGACGGAGGCUAUUCGACAUGCAAAGUUUGCCCAGUCAGCUUUAAACUUCGAGGACGUGCCUACUGCUGUCAAGGAGCUUAGAUUGGCCCUAGCAGCGUUGGGAGCGAACUAGUGUCGAUACAUUGAACGUGGAAUACGAUUACCUGAACUUUGGCAUACCUUAUAGUCAUGAAUCCCAUAUACCCCAGACUAGUUUGUAGCUAUGUAAUUAUUCAGCAAUUAUACACAUCUUGAUACAUCAAUGAAGGAGAGAAAACUCGGCAUGUCAUGUUCACGAAGUUGUCUCUCCACACUAUUAAUGCAUAAUGAUAAUCGAAAAUUAGAAACCAUUCUCAUGCUCUGAAUCUGACCAGAUAUCAU